AUGUGUGAGGAAACGGAAACGACGUCGCCUACGAACACGCAAUUGCAGGCGGCUUUGGCCGCGAAUCCUUUGCAAGCAGAUGAUGCUAUUCGGGACGACGAUUCUGCUUACAGUGUUUCAGCGGAUUCAGCUAGCUUCCGAACGUCUCUGGCCUCAAGCGUCCUUAACUACAAAUACGAGAAUGGUCGUCGCUACCAUGCAUUCCGUGAAGGCUCCUACUUAGUACCGAACGAUGAGGAAGAGCAAGAUCGGAUGGAUCUCGUUCAUCACCUCUAUUGUAUGGUGCUUAAAGGCGAAUUGUUCUUCUCUCCUCUCGAGAGUGACCCCCAACGAGUGCUUGACCUGGGCACUGGUACUGGUGUCUGGGCGAUGGACUUUGCAGAUCAAUACCCAUCCGCGGAAGUUAUCGGAACUGAUCUAAGUCCCAUUCAACCUGGAUGGACCCCUCCCAACUGCUUCUUUGAGGUUGAUGAUUUCGAAUCAGAGUGGCCCUACCAAAAGCCCUUCGACUUCAUCCAUGGUCGAGAGCUGGAAGGGUGCAUUGCCGACGGUGGCAAGCUAUUCCGUCAAGCCUUCCAACACCUGGCCCCCGGCGGUUAUAUUGAAUUCCAGGCCAGUUACCCCGCCUUCCUCUCCGAUGAUGGUACGGGCGAGAAAGGAGAAAGCGCUCAGCUCUGGUUGAAGAACUUGAUCGAAGGCCUCGGGAAGUUCGGCAAGCCGCUGGAUGUUGCCAUCGGAUGGAAGAAGAAGAUGGAAGAAGCAGGGUUCGAGGAUGUGACGGAAAAGAUUCUCAAGGUGCCUGUCGGUGCGUGGCCGAAGGAUCCAAAGCUAAAGGAGAUUGGAAAGCUGCAGGGCGUUCAGCAGAUCCAGGCCGUUGAAUCGUACACGCCUGCUGUCUUUUCGCGGGUCCUUGGUUGGAGCGAUGAGGAAAUUCAGGUGGUCAUCGCCAAGACGAGAAAGGACCUCACCGACCCAGCGAUCCAUAUUUAUAUUCCAGUGUACUUUGUAUAUGGAAGGAAACCCAAAGCUUAA
Scedosporium apiospermum is the source of this 1032-nucleotide messenger RNA. Its product is annotated as Demethylmenaquinone methyltransferase. Gene Ontology annotation, molecular function: methyltransferase activity. Lineage: Eukaryota; Fungi; Ascomycota; Sordariomycetes; Microascales; Microascaceae. The transcript has 9 exons. The coding region runs from base 1 to 1032 and encodes 343 amino acids. The record is from RefSeq and is a predicted model, not a curated record.